Messenger RNA from Nicotiana tabacum (common tobacco), 1245 nucleotides. The record is from RefSeq and is a predicted model, not a curated record. Lineage: Eukaryota; Viridiplantae; Streptophyta; Magnoliopsida; Solanales; Solanaceae.
AUGGCAUUCAGAGGAUACUAUCGGAGGAAUCUCAUAUGGCUCUCCUUCAUUGAGCAACUUAAUCAAGGAAAAUCAAGAGAGGGAUCAAGUGAUUGUCGGGCUUGCAACAAAUGUAAAUGUGUUGACAAAGAUGUUUACCGAGAAUCAGACAAAGAAAGUGAAUGCAGUGAAGAUGUCCAACCCAUCUUAGAUGAAAAUUUUGAGGAAGCAAAUUAUAUCAACAACCCUCAAGGAGGGUAUCAAAGGCAACCCUACCAUGGUCAAGGGAAACAAAGCCAGUGGAGGCCAAACCCGCAAGGGCAAGGCAACCAACAAUGGAGAAAUGAUCAAGGUAACUCGCAUCAAGGAAAUUGGAACAACAACUUUGCAAACCGGAGCUCCAACCCAUAUGUUCCCCCAAAAGGUCAUUAUGCAAAUCAAGGGUCGUCAAGUGAGUCAAAUUUAGAAUGCAUGCUUGAAAGAGUAUUGCAAAACCAAGAAAAGUCUGACGCGUCCAUGAGAAACAUGACCGAAGUUGUUGGCUCUCACACCACAUCUAUCCAAAAGUUAGAGAUGCAAAUGAGAGACCUUUCAAGAGAGAAAAACCCAAAGCAAAAAGGGCAACUUCCUAGUGAUACCAUUGCGAACCCGCAGAGUGGUGGAAGAGGCUCAACUUCUCACGUCAUGGUUGUUGGGGAAGAAGCCGAACAAGAAGUUGAAGCAGAAGAGCAAGGGGUUGUUGAAGUUGAAAGGGUGCCGGAAAAAGAGAAGGUGCAAGAAGUGAACCAAGAAGGGGUGAAGGAAAAGGAGAAGGAGACAUCAAAAGCUCCACCUCCUAUUCCUAGACCUCCUCCGCCUUUUCCUCAAAGACUUAUUAGAAGGGUUGAUGAUAGCAAGCUUGAGAAAUUCUAUGAUAUUCUAAAGCAAUUGUCGGUGAACAUUCCAUUCUUGGAGGCUUUUCAAGAAAUUCCGGGGUUUGCCAAAUAUUUGAAGGAUUUGAUCACCAAAAAGAGGACCACAAAGAAUGAUGUGGCAAACAUGACUCACCAGGUUAGCUCUAUUAUUGCCACAAGCCCUGUCCAAAAGAAAGAGGACCCGGGAGCAUUUACUAUUCCAUGCACUAUCGGGGAGCGUGACUUUGCAAAAGCCCUUUGUGACAAUGGGGCUAGCAUCAACUUGAUUCCAUUUGCCAUCUACAAGCAAGUGGGAUUAGGGAUGCCGAGGCCAACAAGCAUGCGAUUACAAAAGGCCGAUCGAUCUAUUUAG